AAAACGGCGCGAUACAAGGGCUUUAAAUAUUCCUGUCAUGGCUUUUAAUUCGAGCAAAAAGGUGAAUAAUACAAAAAAUAAAAACACCUCAAUUUCAUUAGAAGCCCGUAUUCUUAACGGUGUUCCCUCCAAAAGGGGAUCGUGGCCUUGGCAAGCGAGUAUUCGGUACAAGGGUAUUCACUCUUGUGGUGGUUCUCUAGUUGCUGAUAAAUAUGUCAUUACUGCAUCCCAUUGCCAAUUUAGCCGAAGAAAUCCUUCCGAUAUAACUCUAAGCUUUGGAACAUUAUUUUCUGGAAACGUAAACGACGAAUUUGAACAAAUGAGAAGAGCAGUUAGAGUUACUGAGCAUGAAGGAUUUAAUAAUGGUCUUAAAUUUAAUAAUGAUAUCGCUAUAAUUGAACUAGAUUCACCUGUGCAAUAUAAUGAUUAUAUCUCUCCUAUAUGCCUACCCACCAAAGAAUAUAGUGUGGGAUCAUUAUGUUAUGUGACGGGAUAUGGAUCCACUAAAGGAACCGGAGUGGAAAAUGUUUUAAACGAAGUUGCUAUUCCAAUAAUAGCCAGCCAACAAUGUUCUGAUCCUAAUUGGCUGGGAGAUAAAGUUAAUGAAAAUAUGAUCUGUGCUGGAGGAGAUGAAAAGGAUUCUUGCCAAGGGGAUAGUGGUGGUCCUUUUCAGUGUCUAGAUGAAAGUGAAGGAAACAUCUGGACUUUAACCGGUGUAGUAUCGUGGGGAAUAGAUUGUGGAAAGGUUACCAAACCUGGCGUCUAUACAAAUGUCUUCAAUUAUAUAAAUUGGUUGGAGCAAAGAAUUCCCUUAUAA
Messenger RNA from Gordionus sp. m RMFG-2023, 817 nucleotides. RefSeq names its product transmembrane protease serine 11G-like. Lineage: Eukaryota; Metazoa; Nematomorpha; Gordioida; Chordodea; Parachordodidae. Gene Ontology annotation, biological process: proteolysis. The record is from RefSeq and is a predicted model, not a curated record. The transcript is spliced from 6 exons. The coding region runs from base 38 to 817 and encodes 259 amino acids. Gene Ontology annotation, molecular function: serine-type endopeptidase activity.